Messenger RNA from Dendroctonus ponderosae (mountain pine beetle), 3968 nucleotides. RefSeq names its product centrosomal protein of 162 kDa. NCBI's taxonomy places the organism in Eukaryota, Metazoa, Arthropoda, Insecta, Coleoptera, Curculionidae. Gene Ontology annotation, biological process: cilium assembly. The coding region runs from base 169 to 2808 and encodes 879 amino acids. The transcript is spliced from 7 exons. Gene Ontology annotation, cellular component: centrosome; centriole; axonemal microtubule. The record is from RefSeq and is a predicted model, not a curated record.
AAAUGACAACAAUCAAAAUAUUUGAUGUUUAGGAAAAUCAAAAUUGUAAACAAAGCUCAAUUCCGGUCUAGGGCUUUUGUUAAUUCGAUAUUUUUAAUUAAUUUAGUGCUUGUUACAAGUCGCUUGUAAUUUCACAGUGCAUUUACACCCCAUUUAAUCGAUACCACAAUGGAAACUAAAAAGCCAGCUUUCUGGUGGAUAAAAACACCGGAAAAACAACUAGAUGAAAGUGACAAGCCCAUAGUGCCCAAAUUAGACUUAAAAAACCUGCAUCCCUCCACUAGUUUUACCGAUAUUCUUGAGCAAAAUAGUGCCUCCAAGCAUGGGGACCCUGACAUUGAUGUUGGCAGCAUUAUUGAGGAAAUAAAUAGAGUGGCAGCCCAAAGCCCGUUGGGGCCCUUUGAAAGUAGCAUUGCUGAAAGGAGCAUUGAUGAUAUUAUGAAGGAAGCGGAAAAAGUUUACAUGGAGAGCUCGAAGAGCUUUGAACAGUUAAGUCAGAGAUCGAAGACUUCCCAAAAUAUAUCUGAACUGUUGAGCAGCAACUCAAAAACAUCCACACCCACUCCCAAAAGUUUGAGUCCUCUGCCUAUGGAUCCUGUUGAUAAAUAUGACUCUAGCUCGGAUUAUAGUGACGAUUUUUCACAAAAUAGCAAAUCUGAGUCAGACAAACUCUCGACUGGUUCACAGAAGUUAGACACUCUCUGUAAGGCUCUAAAAGAAAUUGAUAAUGAUAAAGACACACUAGUAAUUUCCAAAUCAAAAAGUUACGAUGAAACAUCAGAUACUUUGCCAAAUUCGCCUAGAGCAGCGAAAUCUACUAGUUUGGUUAAAAGAUCGUUUAAAUUACCAAUGAGCGCAACCAGUAUAUCUCCGAGACAAAGUUUCAAAAAUAGUCCAUUCAUGAGUACAAGAACAAGUCCAGAAAAAAGUCCAAGAACUCUGCAUAGUCCUGUGAUGAAUUUAAAUGCAAGUUUGGCUGAAUCACAAUUAAAAAUCGCUCAGCCACCAGACAAAUCAAUCAUUGAACCUUUCAAUGUACCUGAAGACAGUAAGAAAAUUAGGCAAUUAAGUGAGGAAAUUGAGUUCCGGAAUAAACUCAUCAAGACUUUGGAGGAUGAUAAUGGGAUAUUGAGGAAGGAUAUUCAAGAAAUGAAGUGUGAUCUUCAAAAUACCCAGAGUUUAAUUGAAAGACUGAAAACUGAGUUGAAUACUAAAACCCUGUCAUCUCCUGAAAUAAACCUCGAAUUAGAGAAGGCCUUAGAAGAAGUGAAAGACUGCAAAGAAAUUAAUACUUCUCUUCAACUGCAACUGGAGACUGCUAAUAAAACGCACCAUCAUUUGAAAAGCUCAUACGAUGAUUUGGUGUCGUCCAAUAAAAAUCUUGAAAGAAAGGUUGUGGAACUUGAAGCAACGUUGGCCAAAUAUAAAGCAGAGCUGAUCAACAUUCAGCAAGCUAAAGCCAAACUGAUCGAAAAUGAAACGAAUUUGAAGAAGCUUUUGGACAUUGAAAAAUUGCAGGGAAAAAGUCUGCGGUUGCAAAAUGAGAAGGAUUCGAAAUGCAUUCAGGACUUGAACCGGCAAAUCAAGGAGAUGGAGAGAAUUAUUGCGCGGAAACAUCCGGAUUCAGUAUCCGCCUUAAUAGUUGCAGCCAAAGAAAACGCCACCGAUACAAACUUGACAGCCAGAAAAUUGUUAGAAGAUCGCAUUAAAACUUUAGAACAAGAAGUAACAAGCAGAGAUUUGCAAUCGUCCAAGGUAUUUAUGGAAAUUCAAGAAAAGUUCAAUCAGAUGAAGAAUAAAUACGAAAGUCACAUCGAGGACCUCGAACUGCAUGUCAGUGACCUCAAGAACCAGAUGAAGAAGAAAACUGAUACUUACGACGUGUAUACACAGACGUUCUUCAAAGGAAAAAUUCCGGAAAAGGAAUCGUUUACCAUUGGCGUUCAAACGGAAGCAGCAGCGCAUAAGAUCAAAUUUGCCCCUGUUGGACGGAACAAAGCGCCAGAAAAAGACAACCAUAAGGAAGACGCACAUCUACUAGCUACAAUACGAGGCUUGCAAACAGAUUUGUCGAAUAAGGAGAAAGCUAUUUUGAAAUUGCACAAGGAAAUCGAGGAAUUACGGAAAACUAAUAAAAGGUUGCAGAAGGAAAGGGAAGGUAGUUUACGCAACCUUAGCGAGAGAAAAGACUUUCGAAGUUAUCCAGAAAAAUUAGUUGCUUAUUCGCGAUCGGGAAGCGUGCAAGAUUUUAGGAAGGAGGAAGCACUACAGCAGCUCAAACUCGAAAGGGAUAAAGUGAAGCAGCAACUAGCCAGACUGGAGGAAGAAUAUCAAAAUUUGAAGAAAAAACGCCUGGACGAUCUUACAGCCCUUCAAGAUGCCCACGAACGGGAGAUUAGUAAUUACGUUUCGAGCGUUACUCCAUUACGGGAGCAACUGGAGAUGCAGCAAGUGUCCGUGAAAACACUUCAAUCCCAUCUAACCAAAGCAAAAGAAGAACUGGCAAUUGUAAAUGUGGAGAGAGAUCACUUAAAUAGCAGAUUAAUGAAUGGUUUGCAGUGUGGAGGAGCUGCCUUGGGGGAUGGAGCGGGAGAUCGGAAGGAAGCUGAUGUACUUCUUAAAAAAAUUUCAAAUUUGGAAAAACAUUACGAGGAACGGGAAUAUCGGCUAAGAGCAAUCGUCCAGAGUUUGGCGCAGAAAUCAAUUACUAACAGGAGCUGUGAUCAAUGUGCGGAAAGGCAGCAACAAUUAAUCGGUUACAAAGUUGAAUUGGAUCAACUUCUAGCAACAGUCAGGGCUUUGAAGUAAUAUUUCUCUUAGCAAAGAAGCAAAUUUUUAUUAAAGCAGCAAGAAAAUUUAUAAAAUUUCUUCUUUCUAUGACAUUAAUUGUUGCUAUUUGAUAGCGAUUAAUUUUCCAAAAACCAACGGUUUGUGGCUUCCAUCAUGUUAGAAUUUAUUAUUUUUAGUCAAUAAAUAACGAAGCAGCAAAGCUGGCGAAUAUUUAUUAAACUUGGGUGAUAAUUAUUAUUAAUAGAUACUUAGUCUGUUUCCGUCCUCGAGACUUUAUUAUUAGUUAUGUAGCUAAUUCGAAUAUACUAUCGGGUAGAGACCUAAGGGGUCUUUAAAUUACAAUAUAUGCAUACUUGUUUUAAGUUAUGUUUAUUUGACUUAAUUUUUUUAAAAUUUAGAAACGUAAUCAUCGCGUGUAGUUUAACACGAAUCCGAUUACACUAGAGAUGGCAAAAACAUUGCCAAUAGUACCACAACUGAUACCAAAGAAUACUCUUAUUGAAUCUUAUCUGUUGCAUAAGAAACUUGUGUUUGUAUCAAAUUUGUAGUGAAUGUUAACUAAACUCAGUAGUUUUUAUCAAUAUUUAAAAAAUGCUUUUGCAUUUAAAAACAAGUCGAUCUGCUUUUUGGAACGAAUUUACUCUUAGGGCAAUGACUAGAGGAAGUCGCUAAAUUGACAAUUAUUUGUGUAUAAGGUGUUAUAAAUUUACAUCACUAGCUUUAAAUAUUUCGCCAAAUUUUCCUUAAACUUAAAGGUUCAGCAACUAGUCCUGCAUGAUGCAAUGCAAUACUGAUCAUUUGAAAAGGAUUGUAUUAAUUGAUUGCUAAUUUCAAUACGAUUCGAUCGGUGCGGGCAAUUUAUUGGGGAUAAAAUUACAGAAAUUGACAGAGUUGAAACGUGCAUCUCGAAUAUAAACUGUCUAUUGGCCAAGCACGUAGCUGAUAAGCCAUUUAACACAAUUUUAUAUUAAAUUAAUUCACAAAAGGCUAAUUAUGAUUGAGAAGUUAAACCUUCAACUGCAAAUAAUGACCCAUUACUGUAUUUUAACGUGCUUUCUUUGCUCCCGAUAGAUUGCUCAAAUCGGAGAGAAUAAUUUAAAUAAGUGUACUGUUGUAUAUGUAUGUCUGGUAUUUUAUUAUAUUUGUCAUUUUAAAUAAUUAAAUCAUGUAUUACUCGA